GAUGACGGCAGCCAAGCGAGGGCAAGUGUCAGAUCGGAUUCAUGUGAACACAGAAGAAAAUGCCCCCGCAGAGCUGUCGAGACGACGUCGGCGCGUUCGAGCAGCGCGCAAAAAUAGCCUCUGGCAAAAAUGGUUCAACAGGUUGAAGUGGAAGUCACAGGUCCAAAUGACUACUCCAAAAAUUCGUACAAGGCUGUCAUCGCACAGAUACUAGUGGUCUCCAUGGCAUUGGUAUUGGCAACAGCAAAUGGAAUGACUUCUGGCUUACCUGCCCUACUUUUGCCUCAACUUCAGGCUAAAAAUAGCAGCAUCCCUACCACGGAGGAGGAUGGCUCUUGGAUUGCCAGCAUCCACUCGAUUUUCACUCCAAUUGGUGCCCUGAUCAGUGGACCAAUUAUGGAGCGCCUGGGACGUCGUACAGCCUUGAUUAUCAGCAUAUUCCCAGGACUGAUAGGCUGGAUAUGCAUUGCGCAUUCAGAAUCUCACCUUGCCCUCCUCAUAGGGAGGUCAUUUACAGGACUGUCAACUGGCCUGUCACUGGCACCAGGAGUUGUGAUUAUUGGAGAAAGCGCUGAGCCCAGACUGAGAGGCAUUUUAGUUGGUGCUCCUUCUAUAAGUUUCUCCUUGGGAAUUCUGAUGAUAUAUACCUUGAACUCGGCCCUCCCCUGGCAAACUGUGUCCCUGUUAGCAACAGUCCUGCCACUGGUAGCACUAGUGUCGCUCUUUUUCCUCCCUGAAAGUCCUUUGUGGCUGGAGCGUGUGGGACGGACUGAAGAGGCGCAAAAAGCAAUGACUUGGCUAAGAGGGGGCAGCGAACAUCAGGCAAGACACGAGCUCCUAUUAUUGAAGCAACAAAAAAUUCAAAACGUCUUGUUUGAAGAGGCACAUCCAACUGCAAGGAAAAGUUCUCCCCUGCUUUCCCGCCCAGUACUACGAGCUCUGAUUGUCAUCAAUGUGUUCAACAUUUUCCUAGUGUUGGGUGGCACUUACACUAUAAUUUUUUACGCCGUCAAUGUGCUCCAACAAUCUUCUGGUGACAGCAUUUCUGCAUUUGAGAUCGCAGUCGGCACUGCCAUAGCAAGAGUUCUCUUAACAACCCUUGCGUGCUUCCUUCUUCUACACGUUGGCAGACGACCACUGACCAUAUCAUCUGGAUUGGGAUCAAGUGUUGCUGCCCUUGGCGUGAGUGCCUGGCUGUACUGGUCACCAAAGCUGGGUGGCUAUGAAUGGGUACCUACUGCCUUGGUCCUCGCCUUUGUAGUUUUCAACUCGUAUGGAUUUUUCACAAUCCAAGCUCUGAUGCUUGGAGAAAUGCUUCCUGCUAGGGCAAGAGGGCCUUCAAGUGGACUGACUUGUGCCCUUAUUAACGCAGUUAUAUUCUUCACUUCUAAAACCUAUCCGUGGAUGAGUCGCGUUUUUCAACCUCACGGUCUCUUUCUGAUGUUUGGCACAAUGUCGCUGGCUGCCACGUUAGUUGUGUAUCUGUUUAUGCCUGAAACAAAAGGAAGAACUUUGGCAGAGAUUGAAGAAUUUUUUAGUGGCCCUUCAUUGCUCUGGCGCAAUUAUUUGUUGAAUGGACGAAGAGAAAGCGCCACUGAUUUUUAGUAUGUUCAAUUGCCAGCAAUUUGCUACUUUUGAAUAUAUAACAUUUUGUUACUUAAUCGUGCCAAAUUAAUGAGCAUAACCAUGCUGAGGUCUUGACAGAUAUAUUACUCAAUAAUCAAUAAAUAGUAUAUAUUUACACCAA
Messenger RNA from Cloeon dipterum, 1747 nucleotides. RefSeq names its product facilitated trehalose transporter Tret1-like. Bases 130 to 1605 code for a protein of 491 amino acids. Gene Ontology annotation, molecular function: transmembrane transporter activity. Gene Ontology annotation, biological process: transmembrane transport. The record is from RefSeq and is a predicted model, not a curated record. Gene Ontology annotation, cellular component: membrane. The transcript has 6 exons. Lineage: Eukaryota; Metazoa; Arthropoda; Insecta; Ephemeroptera; Baetidae.